AGAAACACAGAGGCAGCAAAAAUUGUGAAACAAGUAGGUGGUGAUGGUGGUGGUUUUAGAAAUCACACUUGCUGCAUUGAAAAUUUUGAAAACAUUUGGAGACAUCUCAAAACGACUCAACUUAAGGCAGCGUUUGCAGUGUAAAAAUUUUACCUGGUAUCUGAAUAAUGUUUAUCCAGAAGUAUAUGUUCCAGACCUAAAUCCUUUGUUUUCUGGAUAUCUAAAAAAUAUAGGUAACCACAUGUGUCUGGAUGUUGGUGAAAACAACCAUGGUGGCAAACCAUUGAUUAUGUAUUCUUGUCAUGGACUUGGAGGAAAUCAGUACUUUGAGUAUUCUGCACACCAUGAAAUUCGUCAUAACAUUCAGAAGGAGCUUUGUCUGCAUGCUUCUAAAGGACCUGUGCAGCUUCGUGAAUGUAGCUACAAAGGCCAGAAAAUCUUUGCCUUUGGAGAAGAGCAAUGGCAGCAUCAAAAGGAUCAAACUCUGUACAGUGCAGCACUACAUAUGUGCCUUACAGGAAAUGGAGAGCAUCCAAGUUUGGUUUCCUGCAACCCAUCAGACCCCUUCCAGAAGUGGAUCUUUGGCCACAACAAUUAAGAUUUGCUUUCUAUAGACAGGAGCAUUUUAUUAAAAGAGCAGUUCCAUUUCUAAACAGAGACCAUAUAUGUAUACUGUGUUUUAAAGGGAUGCAUACUUAAAUGCAAAAUUUUUAUUCCUUUUCUUUACUGUGUGAAUUGGAUAUAAAAUGUGUAGUCAGAGAUUCCCUAGGAGUCUAUUACACCAAAGAAUGUUUGAGGUCCCAAUUAAAGAAAAUGUUUACAAUAUUUGCAUGAUAAGACUGUGUGUUAACCAUUGAUUCAUAGAUCCUGUAGUCCCUUUUCACCUUGGGGGCCAUGUGUAUUUCGGUUUACCACAUAUUGUAAGUACUUCUGAAGACUACUAGAUUAAUUUGUAGAGUUACAAGGAAGAAUUGUAUACCAUCUGAAAGAAAAGGUUGUGUGUGUGUGUGUGCGCGCGCGUGUGUGUGUUCGUGCUCAAUUGAUUGACUUCAUGUAAUUUUAAUUGUUUAUUUCACUAAGUGAAACUUUUCUCACUAUUUUUUUUUUAAACUCCCUCAUUUGAAAAAGAACCAAAGAGGCUACCAUACUGUGCUGUUGUGCCUCUAGCAAAGCAACCCCUUUGUUGUAGAAGAAAAAAUAAUUCUCACUGAAAUAUGUUAUUUAUAUGUAAUUAUUUAAAUGAGAAACCUGCCUACUUUGAUAUUAAUCUCCUUUUGUUUAGCCAAAACUGUAGGGUUUUUUUAUGAUGUCAUGAAGUUUAAAAUUCAUGGCAGUUACACUGUUAGACAUUUUCAGCUUUUUGUUACUGCUUUUAAAUUACUAAUGUGUUUUUUCAGCUUUUAGUGAUUUAUGCAGCAUUUACCUAACAUGUUUCUAAUAUUAUUUGUACAUAAUUUCCUGUGCAAACACCUAAAUAUUGAUUUUUUUUUUUAAAUUUAUUUUUUGAUGUUUCUUCUUUUUGAAGGACUGACCUCAGUUUUAACAGUGAGAAUUUGGCUUUCCAAACUGUUUUGCUAGCAAUUUUAAUGAAAUAGUGUAUUCUUGUAAGGAUUCAAAAAUGUACUUUAAUAGAUGAUGUAGAGCUAUGACUUCCAAAAUAGCCUUCCUCUGAUUAAGAAUUUUAAUAAUAUUUAUUUCUUUGGUUCUUAUACUGGAUGCACACUUGUUAAGCACUACUCUGUUAGCCUUCAUUCUGUUUGCCAAUCAUGCCCUGUUUUUUCUGACUGUGACUAUUGCAGGCCUUCUUUAGUGACAGUAACUCUACAAAAAUGUCCUUUUAAGGAACAGAGAUUUACUCUCACUUAGAAAUGUUUACUUCAGGGUGUGAAUGUGAGAUUAAUGAUCACCCCAAUUUAAAGCAUGUAAGACCACAUAAAAAUUGCACUUUAACAAGGUAAACUAUUUCGUAAUAAACUUCGUACUCUGAUUUGGAGAAGACUUAGCUGGUUGAUUUGAAUUGCAAAGAUUUUAAAGUAACCUUUAAUUUGCAUGUUUUAUGAUGUGGGGGGAAAAAUUUAUAAAAUUAAAAUAAUAAAUUUGUAGUAAGGCAGCAGCAGAAUAAAUAUGAGGGAAAUACUUAAAUGUAAUCUGAAAGUGCCAGUGCUGUUACUUAGUAGGUAUGGGAAGCAUCAAAGGUAGAAAGGUUCUUAGGCUUUACAGCUUAUCAAAAGAAUUGCAUUGAACAGCUGUAUUCAGAUGGAAGAGAAUAGGAGGUUUAAUAGCAACCAGUUUAAUAAUGAACUCCUUAAUGAUGUGAAUCACAAGAAACAUGCACAUAAGAAAGUGAAACAAAAAGAUCAGGCCUGGUAAUAUAAUAUUUUAGGAAGUACUUAGUAUUUCCCUCAAGAACUACAAUGAUAAGGCAAGGGAGAUUAAGGAAAAGAUCAUGGUUGCUGCAGGGAAAAAAAAAGUAUUUGGCUGCUAGAUCAAAUACAGAGCUGAGACUAAUAACAAAGGAGGGAAUAUUAAAUAGGACAAAAUACAUAAAUUUCAGAUAUUUCCUGGUAAAUAACAAAUAUCAUUAGGAGAAGUGCUUAUUUAUCUGUAGGAUCUGGUUAAUGGAUGGAUAUGGUGUGUUGUUGUUGUUAUUUUCUAGUGGGGAAAGGGAAGCCUGCCUUUGCUUAAUUUCAGAAUAUUGGAAAAAUGAGUUCAGCGUCUGAAGAAAGCAAGAAGAAAUGCUUUUCUCCUGAAGGUUUACAACAGAAAACAGUUGGGGAUUAUUGAGCAGCUGACUCAUGACUGUUUUUAACUAUGUCUAAUUUCUUGAGCAAAAGCAAUUAGCAGAUUUGUAAACAGCAGUGGAAGGCACCAAGUAAAUUUUUUCUUCUAUUCCAUGUUAAGAUCUGAAAUCGAGUAUUGUGUCUAUAUUAAGCACUGCACUUCCAAAUGAAUGUGUGUGUGUGUAUAUAUAUAUAGAUAUCAUACAAUUUUAUAAGAGCAAUUAAAGAUCUGUUAUAAUGUGUUUGGAGAUAUAGAUUUUUUUAAAUUAAUUACAAUAUUUUUGAAAUUACAUGUUUUUAAAAAGUAGUAACAAAGCAUUAGUAAAAAAUAAAAUAAAGCAUUUAUGUAUUAUUGUACAUCAUCUCUGUCCUUCUUCAGCACUGGUCUUCAAUCUUUCCUGAAAAGUUGAACUUCUUUGCUUUUGGU
Molecule: messenger RNA, 3207 nt
Organism: Meleagris gallopavo (turkey)
Lineage: Eukaryota; Metazoa; Chordata; Aves; Galliformes; Phasianidae
Source: RefSeq, a predicted model, not a curated record